AUGCAACUCUCACAUGGCACGGCAAAGAACGCUCUAGUCACCAUGGUUACUGACGCAAUCCUACGCCAUCUUAAUGGCGACUUGUGUUAUGACCGUCAGACACAACGUCGGGAAACAAGCACAGAAUUUACCUGUUAUUUCGGGAAAAAUGGACGUUGGGCAUGGUCUAAUGAUUUGACCAAAUGUGGUAUUACGCAGGCCAGCUCACCAGGUGCCUGGGGAGCGGUCAGUGGCCGGGGUAGCAAUGGCAAUGCACCACAAGGAGGCGCAAAUGAUGGGUUCCUACUAACGACAGGUGGAGGAGAAAGCAUGAAGAUCCAAGCAAUAUUCCAACUACCAAAUCUAAAUCUACAACACAACUCUGGACUACUCUCCUUCCACUACAAGUUCUUUGAUUCUGGUGAGAGCAGCCUGACGAUUUCUGUCUGUGGUUUUAUAAUAGAUGAUGUCAGCCUACAGUCUAAUGGCGUCUGGGAGUUGGUGGAAAACAUCAGAAUCUACUGCAAUGGAAAUAACCCUACGGUAACCUUCAAUGCAACAUGGAGCAUUUCCUCCGGUCGCGUAGCCGUGGAUAACAUCCGGGUCGUGUCAACUCCACCACCAACUACAACUACUAAAGCAACAACAGCCACCUUCAAAUCGUCUACCAGCACGAAGCGGACAAUGAACACCACGACGAAACAUCGUACGAACACCACGGAGCACACGACGACCAGCAUGGCGACAUCGGAGUGGACAAGGUCUUCACCACGAUCAACAGGUAGUGAUUCGACAACGCCUGCCGUGGUGGAUAUCUCUUUCACUGAACCCUUGGUCUCAAUCCCCAGCCGUUUAGGUAGCCGGUAACCACUAUAAUGAUGCAUGCAUAUCGU
Messenger RNA from Strongylocentrotus purpuratus (purple sea urchin), 872 nucleotides. RefSeq lists its product as uncharacterized. Lineage: Eukaryota; Metazoa; Echinodermata; Echinoidea; Camarodonta; Strongylocentrotidae. The transcript is spliced from 5 exons. Bases 1 to 846 code for a protein of 281 amino acids. The record is from RefSeq and is a predicted model, not a curated record.